AUGGCGGCGUUUAUAAAGGCGGCGAACGCCAAGAUCCGGUCGAACCCGGUGACCGACUACAUCUGCUCAACGCUGAGCCACCUCGGCCUGGGUUCGAGCGAUGCGGAUGCAGCAUGUCUAUGCCUCUCUGUGUUGCAUACAUAUGGUGCGCGGGUGGCCAAUGCGGCCGUGGCGAAGCCGGCAGCGUACAUUUGGGCUCGUCCCGGCACCGGCAUGGAACGGGCAACAGUGGACGCCUUUGUUGAAGAGCACUUCUGGGGCCCCGUCUCCAACUUUGGCAUCCCGAUCGCCGCCGUCAUGGACACCCAAAAGAGUCCGGAUCUGAUCUCCGGUAAGAUGACGUUUGCCCUCGUCAUCUACUCGGCCACGUUCAUGCGCUACUCGCUGGCCGUCACCCCCAAGAACUACCUCCUUUUCCUCUGCCAUUUCAUCAACGAGGCCUCGCAGCUGACCCAGGGCUACCGCUACAUGAACUACCACCACUGGGGCGGCAAGGACGCCGCGUCGUCCGCCACGUCGAGCGUAAAGGGCGCGCUGGAGGCGGCCAAAUCACAGGCCAAGGCCGCCGAGGCCAAGGUGGAGGCUGCCGUGAAGAAGUAA
Molecule: messenger RNA, 600 nt
Organism: Sporothrix brasiliensis 5110
Lineage: Eukaryota; Fungi; Ascomycota; Sordariomycetes; Ophiostomatales; Ophiostomataceae
Exons: 4
Coding region: 1-600 (199 amino acids)
Biological process (GO): pyruvate import into mitochondria
Cellular component (GO): mitochondrial inner membrane
Source: RefSeq, a predicted model, not a curated record